Molecule: messenger RNA, 922 nt
Organism: Mytilus californianus (California mussel)
Lineage: Eukaryota; Metazoa; Mollusca; Bivalvia; Mytilida; Mytilidae
Exons: 6
Coding region: 152-913 (253 amino acids)
Source: RefSeq, a predicted model, not a curated record
ACCAACAACUGAAACAACUUUACCAUUUACCCUAUCUACUUCAACUACAACAACUUUACCAAUUACCUCAUCUACUUCAACAACUACAGCAGCGGUAAAUAGCACCACAUGUUUAGUGUGUACAGAAGAUCAAAGUAAUUCUUGUUCCUCUAUGGAUUAUUCUGUGUGCAGUGGUGAGAGACCUUAUUGUCUCAAUGAAAUCAUAUAUCGUAAUGGUAAAUGGACAAAAACUCUUCAUAGGUGUGCAAGCAGGGUUGAGUGUUAUUGGGACUACUGGGUUGGCACUGGUAACAGCACUGACUGUAUUAAAAGUGGUGUGUGUACAUACUGUUGUCAGGAAUCACAUGGCAAACCUUGCAAUGCAGUGACUGAAAAACCAACAACCUUAAUAAACUUAGGUCAAACUCAAAACAGAGCCUACAAAUGUGUUGUAACCGGUCCACAAAAUGGGAAUAAGGUACAAGAUUGUCCUCCUUCAGAAAGAUUCUGUCUCAAUGAUGUGGUUUAUGACACAGAUCCGACAACUCAGAACCUAAUCACUAGGGAUUUUAGAAGAUGUGCAUCAAAAGAGCAGUGUAAAGGAAAAUGGUUACAGUCGAGAAGAACCAACGCCUGCUUGACGGGAAAUAUGACCGGUAUUGAAGCUUCUAAGACGGGAAAUAAGAUUCUUUGUCAUUAUUGCUGUGAAUCUAAUACAAUGACCCCAUGUAAUCUACAUCCUAAACCUGACCAAAUUAACUUAUUCAUACAGCCAACAACACUUCCUGUAGUUUCAAGUACAGUCGUUUGUCAAGAUAAACCCAACGUAGAUUGCUUAAUACUUAAUUCAACAAACAUUUGUGCCAACCCUAUUUCACAUCAAUAUUGUGCUGCCUUUUGUGGACACUGUACAAAUGUUAUCCAGUCUGGAUAGGGUCUGACA